AUGGCUGGUGAAAUUCCUGGAGGGAGUAGUGUUCCUAAAGAAACUCCUGUUGACUUUGAUGAUCCUUUAUAUGUCCAUCCUUCUGAUAAUACUGUAACCUCUAUUAUAACAGUUAAACUGACUGGUAAUGAGAAUUAUCGGUUGUGGCGUAGUUCUAUGUCUAGAGGUCUUAAAGCUAGGAAUAAAUUGGGCUUUGUGGAUGGGUCGAUUUCUGAAACUAUAUAUGCUAGUCAUGUGUAUUCAGAUAAAGCUAAAGAUAUUUGGGAUGAAUUAUUUGAAACAUAUAACAAAGCUGAUGGAUCAGCAGCUACAAAACUUAAUGAUCAUUCUAAAUUGAUGAAGUUAAUGCAAUUUCUUAGUGGUCUUGCUGAUGUUUAUAAUCAAGUUAAGAGUCACAUUCUUUUGAUGGAGCCUUUACCCAAUGUUAAAUCUGCCUUCUUUAUUCUUUCUAGAGAAGAAUCUCUUCAAAAGAAUGGGUCUCUUGGGUCUACUGUUUCUUCAAAACCACAAGUCUCAAUGUUUAAUAGUAAAGUUAAUGAUUUUAAACGAGGGCAAAAUCAAGAUUUUAAAUUUAAAAACGAUAAUAAUAAUCAAAACAAAUCUGUUUCUGUGAAUUCUUCUUCUGUUAGUACUAACAAUAACAAGUCUGUUCCUUCUGAGUCUGGUCUUAGAAGUGAUGCUCAUUUUCUCACUGGUGAACAAUAUUCUAAGUUUCUGCGUCUCAUUAAUGAGAAUUCUGCUAGUGAUGAUGUGUAUGCUACUGCAAAUAUGGCAGGAGCCAAUCAACAUAUGAUAGCUUCUGAGUCACAACUUAGAGAUGCUGUAGAUGUGUCUAAACUUAAUCGGUCUGUUAAACAUCCUAAUGGUUCAUCAGCUUCUAUAAAUAAAAUAGGGAAUCUUCAAUUGUCCUCACAUCUUACUUUAUUUGAUGUCUUUGUUGUUCCUGAUUUCAAUGUUAAUCUUUUGUCUGUACAUAAACUUUGUAAAGAUAGUGGUUGUGAGGUUGUUUUUUCUGAACGUACUUGUAAAAUCCAGGAUUCACUAUCAAAGAAGAUGGUGGAGAAUGGUAGAGAGUCUAGGGGAUUAUACUAUCUUGAUUAUGUUCCCUCAGUACGUUCAGAUAAUGGUACUGAGUUUGUUAAUAAUCAAAUGAAGUUUUUUUAUUUUGAAAAAGGAGUACCUAUUAAGUAUUGGGGAGAUGCUGUUUUGACUUCUGUUUUUCUAAUAAAUAGAAUGCCUACCUCUGUUUUAAAUGGUCAAUCAUCUUAUGAACUUGUUUUUCAAAGAACUCCUAGUUUUGAUUAUUUAAGGGUUUUUGGUUGUCUAUGUUUUGCUGUUAAGCCAAAUGUUUCUGAUAAAUUGUUUGAACUUGCUGAAAAAUGUAUUUUUUUAGGAUAUUGUUCUGAUAAAAAGGCUUAUAAACUUCUUAGUUUGGAUACUAAUUCUUCUUUUAUAUCCAGGGAUGUGAAGUUCUAUGAAUAUGUUUUUCCAUACAAGUUGAAAUUAACUUAUGUUGAUAAGGUUUCAAAUAAUUUUGGCCCUAGUGAUCUCUUUUCCUAUGAUGAAUUUGAUAAUAAUAAAUAUAUAAAUGAUUAUAUUAAUCUUGAUGAGCUGAGAGUAGAGUCUCAGUUGGAUGGUCCUGAUGCAGCCAUUGGUAUGGAUGAUGUUGAUUUUAGUAAUUCAGUCAACCCUGGUGGCGAGGCAACUGUGCCUCCUACUGGUUCAUCUGUUCCUUCUUCUUCGAGUGUAUCUGAGGAAAAUAGUCAGUCUAUCUUAACCCCUUCUAUGGAUCAGUCUGUAGGUGUCUCUAGGUCUAGGCGUGAGUCUCAUAUGCCUGUUAAGUUUGCUGAUUAUAUUGUCGAAGCCUUUUUUGAUCCAAAUUGGAUUAAAGCUAUGAAUGAUGAAAUGGAAGCACUUCAUUGGAAUAAUACAUGGGAAAUAACUGAUUUACGAAAAAACAGAAAACCAAUUGGAUGUAAAUGGGUUUAUAAGAUUAAAUACAAGUCAAAUGGUGAAAUUGAGAGAUAUAAAGCUCGUUUAGUUGCUAAAGGUUAUAAUCAAAGAGAGGGGAUUGAUUUUGAGGAGACUUUCUCUCCUGUUGCAAAAAUUGUAACAAUUCGUAUUGUUACUUCUCUUUUUGUUCAUCAUUCUAGGCCUUUAUAUCAGUUGGAUGUUAACAAUGCUUUUUAUAUGGAGAUCUUACUGAAGAUGUUUAUAUGUCACUCCCACCUGGUUAUUAUUCUAGUAAUGAUACUAGAACAGAGUAUAAGUGAUUAUUCAUUGUUUAUUAGGAAAGUUGAAGGUUCAAUAACUGUGUUACUAGUAUAUGUUGAUGAUAUUAUUUUAACUGGAAAUAGUGAAGUAGAGUUAAAAAAGGUAAACUUAUCUAUCUUACAUUUACAAGGCCUAAUAUUUCUUAUGCAGUUCAGGUAUUUAAAAAAUAGUCCUGGAAAAGGAAUUGCUUUAACUAGGUCUAGUGUGUUAGAAUUAAAAGGUUUUGUGGAUGCAGAUUGGGCUAAGUGUUUAGCUACAAGAAGGUCUGUAUCUGGGUAUAUGAAUCCAAAAACUUAA
This is a messenger RNA of Lactuca sativa (garden lettuce), 2571 nucleotides long. NCBI's taxonomy places the organism in Eukaryota, Viridiplantae, Streptophyta, Magnoliopsida, Asterales, Asteraceae. The record is from RefSeq and is a predicted model, not a curated record.